This is a messenger RNA of Plasmopara halstedii, 2055 nucleotides long. RefSeq names its product trna-dihydrouridine synthase 3. Gene Ontology annotation, biological process: tRNA processing. The coding region runs from base 1 to 2055 and encodes 684 amino acids. Lineage: Eukaryota; Oomycota; Peronosporomycetes; Peronosporales; Peronosporaceae. The transcript is spliced from 2 exons. The record is from RefSeq and is a predicted model, not a curated record. Gene Ontology annotation, molecular function: flavin adenine dinucleotide binding; metal ion binding; RNA binding.
AUGACCGAUAGCGUCAAGGAGCUGCAGCAUACGUCAAUUGCAGAAAUCAAUAGCGCAGAGAGCCCAGUCGUACACAAACUUAUCACGCAUGAGUAUCGAACGGGCGAAGCACCCAUUAAAAAAGAGUUUCUGAAAGCCAAGCCGGUUCAUAAGCCCGUUGUGAGUGAUAAAGCUGAUGAUGUUGUAGACAAAGGAGGAAAGAACGCUCGUGACUGCGAUGGCGGUAAGAAGAAGCGAGGAACUUUUAAAAAACGGCCAAUUGAUGUUGAGCAAGAUCCCGCGGAUUUGCUCUGCCGUCCUGUGGCCUCCGGGGAGAGCUGCCAAUUUGGUGAUAGCUGUAAGUUUAGUCACGAUAUCGACGACUAUAUGAAGCGCAAACCCAAGGAUCUGGGUGAUUGUUGUCCUGUUUUUGACGCAAAGGGGUAUUGCCGCUAUGGCUUGGCAUGUCGAUUUGCUCAUGCGCACAUUGAAAAGCUAAACGGUAUAUACUGCAACGUAAGACGUAAGGGGUACGUGGAGACACCAGGUGAUAACAUGUGCGAUGAAGUAAACGAUUUGAGCCAUGAUGUGCGUACAAAAUUACGCAAAGACACGUACAACUUUCAGUCAAAACAGCAGAUGAAGAAAGGCAAGAAAAACAACAAGCGGCAGCAGCGACCUGAUGUUGACGGAAAAUCUACGAUGGAGCAUGCUGGUGAAACUCCUCAAAUUAUUGAGCUACCAACUGCGUUGCGUCUUGAUUCCGCUGAUUCGACUGUGCCAAUAAUUGAAUCCGCUCCGGAUGUUCAGGUCAGAACUUAUUUAAAUGAUGUACAAAUGGAACCUGCUUCUGAAAGCCCAUUGCUGGCUGAGCGCAAGCCGGUAGACUUCAAGCGGAAGAUUUAUAUUGCCCCGCUUACUACCGUGGGUAACUUGCCGUUCCGUCGGCUGCUAAAGCAGACUGGUGCUGAUAUCACUUGCGGUGAAAUGGCAAUGGCCACCAACCUGCUCAAGGCUCAGCAGUCUGAAUGGGCGUUGCUUCGACGUCACAAGAGUGAGGAUGUUUUUGGUGUUCAGAUUGCAGGAUCAUUUAGCGACCAGAUGGCGCGUGUGUGCGAACUUCUUGCUCGAGAAACGGACGUUGAUUUUGUCGAUAUUAACAUGGGCUGUCCUAUUGAUAUUGUGUGUCGUGCUGGUGCUGGAUCUGCUUUGAUGACACGACCACCUCGUUUGUUAGAGGUCGUUUCGGGUGCAUUGACUGGACUGGAGCUUGGAACGCGCAUGCGUACCGGUGACAUAUCAAAGUCACCAGGACUAACAGUAAAGCUCCGCACUGGUUGGAGCGAAAAGCAGCCAAAUGCUCACAAGCUUGUCCCCAAACUGCAGUCUGUUCGGGCUUCUAUGGCUUAUGUAAAUGCUGCAGUUGUUACGGCAGACUUCAGGCUACGGGCUACGCAGUCUAUUGACGCCAUAACAGUUCACGGUCGAUCACGGUUACAGCGCUACACAAAAAAUGCUGAUUGGGAUUACAUUUAUCAAUGUAGUGAUGCUCAACAGGACACCGUGGAUAACAAUCCACAGCCACACGUGCCGUUUAUAGGAGGUGGGGAUGUUCUAUCGUAUGAGGAGUUUAAUAAGCACCUGCAAAACGGCAAGCUGGAUACGUGCAUGUUAGCACGUGGUGCUCUAAUCAAGCCAUGGCUGCCCACGGAAAUUAAGGAAUGCCGUCACUGGGAUAUCUCGGCCUCGGAGCGUUUGGACUUACUCAAGGAUUUUGUUCGCUUUGGUUUGGAGCAUUGGGGUUCGGACCAGAAGGGUGUAAACCGAACUCGCCGCUAUCUGCUCGAGUGGCAAUCGUUUCUAUGUCGUUACAUUCCCGUUGGUUUGCUCGAUACUCUCCCUCAACGUAUCAAUGACCGUCCGUCGCCCUAUUAUGGACGCAACGACCUCGAGACGCUAAUGGCAAGUGAUCAGGCUGUGGACUGGGUCAAAAUAUCCGAGAUGCUGCUUGGUCCAGUGCCAAAUGGUUUCCAAUUCGUACCGAAGCAUCGCGCAAACGCGUAUCAGGCGACUUAA